UGUUUGACAGAUGAUGUCUCAGGCUGAGGGCCAGCAGAGAGACUUGAUCAGGAGCAUAGAAUGCCUUCCUGUCUCUGGUCACCUUACAUCCUUGGAUCAAGACCUAUUAAUGCUCAAAGCAACUUCCAUGGCAACUAUGAACUGCUUAAAUGACUGUUUCCAUAUUCUCCAGUUACAACAUGCUUCUCAGCAGAAAGGAUCCUUACCAGCAGGAACAACGAUCAGUUGGUUGGAACCUAAGAUAUCACUGGCAAACCACUUCAAAAAUGGAGCAGCUCAGAAUUUCCCAGCAGAGGUAAACAAGCCAGCAUCUGUCAGAGAAGAGCAGUCCACUGCAGAGCCCUGCCAGCUAACAAGGGAACCUGAAGAAAUAAAUCCAGAUGAGGAGCUGGAGGAUAUCUGUGAUAAUAAAGAAGAUGAUCUUGGAGCGGUGGAAGAACAGCGUAGUGUUAUCCUGCAUCUCUUGUCUCAGCUGAAACUUGGCAUGGACUUAACAAGAGUGGUUCUUCCCACUUUUAUUUUAGAGAAGCGAUCGUUGCUGGAGAUGUAUGCGGACUUCAUGUCCCAUCCAGAUCUCUUCAUUGCAAUCACAAAUGGCACUACCCCUGAGGAGAGGAUGAUCCGCUUUGUUGAGUAUUAUCUCACUUCGUUUCAUGAAGGUCGCAAGGGAGCUAUUGCAAAGAAACCAUACAAUCCAAUCAUUGGGGAAACAUUUCACUGUUCCUGGAGGAUACCGAAGAGCGAUGUAGCCACUGAGGCUGGCAGUAACUUCUCUGCUCACUCCCCCUCAGAGCAAGUAACUCUGUCUAAAGAUACGGAGGGCCAAACAGAGCUGGACUACUAUACAGUAAAAUUUGUAGCCGAGCAAGUGUCCCACCAUCCUCCUGUCUCAGGGUUUUAUGCUGAAUGUGCAGAGAGAAAGAUGUGUGUUAAUGCCCACGUCUGGACAAAAAGUAAAUUCUUAGGAAUGUCAAUAGGAGUGACGAUGAUUGGUGAGGGUCUCUUAAGUCUCCUGGAACAUGGGGAAGAAUACACGUUCUCUCUGCCCUGUGCGUAUGCUCGGUCAAUUUUAACUGUUCCCUGGGUAGAACUGGGAGGAAAAGUCAACAUUAACUGUGUGAAAACUGGGUAUUCUGCAAGUAUUAACUUUCACACCAAGCCCUUCUAUGGUGGCAAAUUGCAUCGAGUCACAGGUGAAGUGAAGCAGAACACGACGAACACAGUGGUGUGCAGAGUGCAGGGGGAGUGGAACAGCGUACUUGAGUUCACCUACAGCAACGGGGAGACAAAAUACGUGGACUUGACAAAGCUGUCGGUGACUAGAAAACGAGUCCGGCCCCUUGAGAAACAAGGACCAUUUGAAUCUAGGAAGCUGUGGCAGCAUGUAACAGAGUCUCUGCGGGAUGGAGACAUUGAUAAGGCUACAGAGCACAAGCGAGCCCUUGAAGAACGACAGAGGAACGAAGAGAGGCUUCGUACUGAAACAGAAACACCCUGGUGUACUAAAUACUUCCUUAAAGAAGGAGAUGGCUGGGUUUAUCAUAAACCCCUCUGGAAAACAGUCUGUGCUGCACAAACUCAGCAAACGGACAUUAACUAG
Messenger RNA from Nestor notabilis (Kea), 1600 nucleotides. RefSeq names its product oxysterol binding protein-like 11 (gene OSBPL11). The record is from RefSeq and is a predicted model, not a curated record. Gene Ontology annotation, cellular component: intracellular membrane-bounded organelle; cytosol; membrane. The transcript is spliced from 8 exons. NCBI's taxonomy places the organism in Eukaryota, Metazoa, Chordata, Aves, Psittaciformes, Psittacidae. The coding region runs from base 11 to 1600 and encodes 529 amino acids. Gene Ontology annotation, molecular function: sterol binding.